UAUUAAUUAUUUUCAUCAUCCCAUAUCAUGGUUUAUAGCAAUGUUUGUUUUUGGAUUGGUCAAAUACCAAUUAUAAGUUAUAUCUCCGACCUAGCCACACUGGACUUAACGGAGCCCUAUCAUAUAAAAACUGGAGGGGAGAGUAGCUUGAUGUUCAUCGGAUGAAAUAAGUACACGCAGAAGCAGAAGACGUUUAGCGAAGACGCUUGAAUGGACACAUUGCUAUAUUUUCAGUUACAUAGGUACCCUUAAAAAAUCACAUUCGGAGCUUAUUGUACAGAACUAAUUUUAUUGAUUAAAUCUAUCAGCCAUGCCGGACAGAGAUACUAACUCUUCGAUGAAUAGUCACGAUGAUACGUAUAAGUGUUCGUUAGGCAGCGAUGACUUUAUACUCGUAGAAGAAGUCGUUUCCGGUCGGAAAACAAGUACUGUGGAAGCGGUGCAAGGAAUUUGUUUGUGUAUGAAGCAAAAACUCUUUAAAACAGUGGCUAUGAAAAACGUGAGGCGUAGGGUACCGAUAUUGAAAUGGUUACCAUGUUAUACGAUUGAAGAUGGACUUGGUGACAUAAUGUCCGGCGUGACAGUAGGCUUGACUGUCAUACCACAAUCAAUGGCGUAUGCCGGAUUGGCGGGUCUCCCGCCGCAAUACGGUCUUUAUGGUUCGUUUCUUGGGGCGUUCAUCUACACGUUCGUUGGCAGCUGUAAGGACGUGCCUAUGGGACCGACGGCCAUUGUGUCGCUAAUGACUUAUAGCACACUGCACGGCUACGGUCCAGAGUACGCUACACUAUUAUGCUUCCUCACCGGCGUCAUACAACUAGCCAUGGGAGUCUGCGGGUUGGGCAUAAUUAUCGAUUUCGUAUCCGGUCCCGUGUCGUCGGGAUUCACAUCCGCCGUGGCGUUGCUAAUCAUCGCAUCCCAGAUAAAAGACCUGAUCGGUGUCCACGGUACCGGGUCCAGUCUGUGGGAAAUGAUGUGUUCCCUUUAUAAAGACAUCAACACUAUUAGCUACGGCGACACUGUCAUCGGGGUCGGGUGCAUUGUGUUUUUGUUGGUGUUGCGAGUUAUCGCCGAAGUCCGUAUCGGUCCCACAGACCCUGAACAACAAAGCUGCGUUCAGAAAUACACAAACAAGAGUUUUUGGUUAAUAGGAUCGAUCAGAAAUUCGAUAAUUGUCAUCAGCUGUACUAUCAUGAGCUACAUGUUCAUAAGUGCUCAAGACGAAAAAAAUGAAUUGCCGUACAAGAUCAUCGGAACAAUUCCAGCGGGUCUUCCGGAAUUUCGUUUACCUCAGUUCACAAUGCAAAGGAACAACGAGACCAUAGGUUUCUUCGAAAUCAUGUCCACGAUGAAGUCAAACGUGGUCGUUUUGCCGCUGAUUGGUCUGCUGGAGAACAUAUCUAUUUGUAAGGCUUUCGCCAACGGCAAGACUGUGGACGCGACCCAAGAACUAUUGGCUAUUGGUCUGUGUAACAUUGGAAAUUCGUUCGUUCAAAGUUUUCCAGGUUCUGGGUCGUUUAGCAGAAGUGCUGUGAAUAACGCCAGUGGAGUACGUACCCCUUUGGGUGGAUUAUACACCUCGAUCCUAGUGAUCGUGGCUCUGUUGUUUUUAACACCAUAUUUUUAUUACAUACCUAAAACUUGUUUGGCAGCGGUUAUCAUAACGGCAGUGGUGUUCAUGGUAGAAGUGAGGGUUGUCAAACCAAUUUAUCGUUCGAAGAAAAGUGAUCUGAUCCCGGGGAUGUUCACUUUUUUCGCAUGUCUAUUCCUGCCUUUAGAGAUUGGUGUCCUAUUUGGCAUAGGGCUGAACCUAACUUCGAUUUUGUACCACGCAGCUAGACCCAAAAUAUCCAUACAAGAGUACAAAACUCGCGCCGGUUUCAAAUAUUUAAUGUUAACCCCGGACAGAUGUUUGGUAUUUCCGUCGGCCGAUUACGUCCGUAACCUGGUUACAAAACACAGUCUCAAGCGGGAUAUGCCGGUAGUCAUAGAUUGUUCUCAUGUGUAUGGAGCUGACUUCACCGCCGCUAAGGUCAUCGAAAUGCUUACUAAAGAUUUUUCGGACAGGGGUCAGGCUUUGUUUUUUUACAACCUUAAGCCUAGUGUAGUUGAUGUGUUUAGAGGGGUUAAACCAAAAGAAUUGGUGUUUUACUACAAUAAAAAGGAAUUAGACAGACUAUUACAAAAAUCGACAGAACAGCGCUACACAAUGUUACAGCCGUUGUUACAGACAAAGUGAAUACGAUUUGUCUAAUUUUCUCCCCU
Aphis gossypii (cotton aphid) is the source of this 2265-nucleotide messenger RNA. Its product is annotated as sodium-independent sulfate anion transporter-like. The record is from RefSeq and is a predicted model, not a curated record. The transcript has 3 exons. Gene Ontology annotation, cellular component: membrane. Gene Ontology annotation, molecular function: sulfate transmembrane transporter activity. Gene Ontology annotation, biological process: transmembrane transport. The coding region runs from base 311 to 2239 and encodes 642 amino acids. Lineage: Eukaryota; Metazoa; Arthropoda; Insecta; Hemiptera; Aphididae.